CCGUUCAUCCCGCAGGCAGAAAUUAAGUACAUAGGAUGGCUAACACGCAACGCACCUACGAAAGCCGCCUCUAGCAUUAUUAUAGAGUUUAGUAAGCCAGAGGACGCCAACAAGAUCAUUGACGAGGGCCUCAUCUGGCAGGGCGAGGUCUUUCAGUGCGAGCGAUACGAGCGA
This is a messenger RNA of Bipolaris sorokiniana ND90Pr, 174 nucleotides long. RefSeq lists its product as uncharacterized. Lineage: Eukaryota; Fungi; Ascomycota; Dothideomycetes; Pleosporales; Pleosporaceae. The transcript has a single exon. The record is from RefSeq and is a predicted model, not a curated record. The annotation marks the transcript as partial.